CACGACCACGGCAGGACUGCGUCAAAAUAGCUGCGCGGCCUACGCGUAGGUCAGUUUCAAACUUUCACUGUCGCUAUCUACAAGAAAAUUUUCAGCAUGACUACCGCCACUUGCACUCAAAAUCACACAACCAACUAUAGCCCACACGACAGUAUCCCCCGAUCAUUGGGUGACCAAAACUCAAUUGAGUGGAACAGCUUACAGGACCGCAUGUCAAUGGAUGCUGCGAGCCACCAUAGUAGCCAGGACAACCAGGCGCUGGCCUUGAAAGCGCUGGAAUCCAAGGUUGGCGGCUAUUUCCACACCUUGAUCGAGAAGAUGGUCAAGCAGGAGACGAAUAUCGAAACCUUGAUGACGAAGUCGGACAGUCAGGAGGCGAAAUUGUCUUACCACCAUUCACUUAUCGAGGAGCAGGGGAAGGAUAUGAGAAAAGUCUUUGAGGACCUGGCAAAACGUAUUGAAGAGCUUGAUACAAGUAUCAUUACCAAACUUGGGGUAAUGAUACGAGGUACUAAAUAGGAUUUGUAAAGUCGUCGGUAUAUUGUACGUGAAAAAAAACACUGACUUUCACGGCUUUGUAUAUUUGAACCGCAGUCAGCGUCAGAACCAAAAGAUAAGAUAUGCAAAAUUUCAGUGUUUAGAACAGUGAAAGUGACAUUUUUCAGCGUUUUCAACACUGAAAUCAGAUUGAUGACAAAGAUCGUGAUACUGAUA
Molecule: messenger RNA, 714 nt
Organism: Suillus subaureus
Lineage: Eukaryota; Fungi; Basidiomycota; Agaricomycetes; Boletales; Suillaceae
Exons: 3
Coding region: 97-519 (140 amino acids)
Source: RefSeq, a predicted model, not a curated record